AUGGACGUUGCCGCGGGUACCCGCCUGCUGCGAAGCUGGGGUAUCGAGACUCCCAAACAGGAGCUACGCUUCACCGUCCAGCGGAGAUCCAGCAGGGAUGGAAGACAGUUAAGAACACUAAAACAGGGCGAGCACACACGGCCAAGUAACAGAGCUGCCGGACGGCCAGGAAGACAUCGCAAACUCUCUAAAGUCACCACACGGACAUUGCAGAUACUAGAGACCCUAUGGACUCAAGGGUAA
Messenger RNA from Pelobates cultripes (western spadefoot toad), 243 nucleotides. The record is from the annotation of a GenBank genome assembly. NCBI's taxonomy places the organism in Eukaryota, Metazoa, Chordata, Amphibia, Anura, Pelobatidae.